This is a messenger RNA of Rhinichthys klamathensis goyatoka, 1235 nucleotides long. RefSeq names its product coiled-coil domain containing 50b (gene ccdc50b). Bases 109 to 1161 code for a protein of 350 amino acids. The record is from RefSeq and is a predicted model, not a curated record. The transcript is spliced from 12 exons. NCBI's taxonomy places the organism in Eukaryota, Metazoa, Chordata, Actinopteri, Cypriniformes, Leuciscidae.
GUGUGUGUGUGAGAGAGACGCGACCUUCACGGAUCUGCGCGUGUCUGGAGUGACAGAAGAGGGUUUCUUGACAACAUCAUGAGACUGUGAGCUCAGUGUGGAUCAGUUAUGGCAGAAACCGACAUCGACAAAUCUCACCUGCCCGGUGUUUAUGACGUGUGCCAAUGUUUCUCUGUGUUAGAGGACGGCGCUCUGGCUCACAGUCUUCAGGAGCAGGAAAUUGAGCAGUUUUACAGCACCAACAUCCAGAAGAACCAGGCGGUGCAGGAUGAUGUUCGUUUGGCCCGGAGGCUUCAGGAGGAAGAGGAAGAGCGAGUGGAUCUCAGCCGAAACCUGCAGCGGCUGGAGGAAGAGGACUGCAGAUAUGCACGGCUGAUUCAGGAACAGCUCCAGAGGUGUGCUGAGGAGGCCAGGAGACGAGAGGAAGAGGACGAGGAAAUCGCUAAACAGCUUCAGGAAGAAGAAGAAAUGGAGAUGAGACGGCAGAGGGCUGAUGCUGGUCACCAUGAAAAUGACUGUGUUUCUCCUCUAUGUGAAGGGUUGGGAAUCUGGGAGCAGGUGCUUCAGGACGCUGAGCUGGCCCGUAGACUUCAGGAGGAAGAGGAGAUGUUGCCUCGCAGAGAUCAGUUUCCUCGCAGCUCUGGAUCAGAGGUGGACUUCAUUGCGGCUCAAGUAGCCCAAGAUGAGGAGAUCGCACACUACAUGCAGCAGCGCCAUCAGAGAAGAGUCACCGACAGGCCACAAGACCUAGAGAUCCAGACCAGACCAGCUGAACCAACAGAUGAAGGAAACACCACAACCAGGAAGGCUCUUCAGAUGCUGCGAGAGAGGCUGAACUCAGACGGACUGCAUUCGCCAGUGGAAGAGGAAGACUACACCAUUGAAAACCAUCCAGCAAGCCCAUCAUGCACUGCACUCCGAAACCAACACAUACACAACAUUGCAGAGGAACUGGACCCAACGUUCAAGGCUAGGAAGCGUGAGAGCCAAAUUUCCACCAGCCCCCCGUCAGCAGGUUUGUGCUUGGCCACUCGUAACCCGCACAGUAUCUUUUAUGACUAUUUACCAGAACCCACCUUCAUACCACCAACUAAACGGCAGAGCGACAAAGCAGGACGUCACAAAGCCAAAGACAAGAAAGAGAACUGUAAACAACAGUGAACGUAUGUUUAACUCAGUGCUGUCUCUUAGUUUUCUUUUAAACUGAAUAAACAAGUAUUGUAUAAUCAAUUUUA